UACCCAAAUAAUUUGGUUAUGAUGUACAGAAUAAGUUGUUUUCUCUGCAUAGCAAAUGGGACAAGAACCAUCAGGUACAUGCAAAACAUAGAGCUUUUCCUCUUAGGUCCAUGUGUGUUUGAACAACAUACGACUCUUGUAAUUUUACAAAUCUACACACCCAUCUGCCAGAGGUUCCUUCCUGUUAAAAGGGAGUUUUUCCUUCCCACUGUUGCCAAGUGCUAGCUCAUGGGGGUUGUCUGAUUGUUGAGGUUUCCUCUCUGUCAUUGUAAGGUCCUUACAAUACAAAGCUCAUUGUGGUGACUAUUGUUUUGAUUUUUUUUUCCAUAUAAAUAAAACUGAACUGAAUGGAUUUGAAAAACUGUGGUAUGCAAACUGUCAGAAUUUUUCUGUUUCUCUUUCCUCACCCUAGCACACGGAAUCAAAGUAAAAAUGUAUACUUGGUGGCCGAUAUGGUCAGAUUAAUAAACGUGAAUGAUGAGGCUGGUGUGCAUGUAAGUCUGGCAAGCGCGAUUAUCUAGGUGGUGGAUAGCAAAGAAAAUGUUUGUCAUUGGCCAUGCCUGUGUAGCCAAGACUCAGUUUAUAAACAUGACAGCUAAAGCUACACAGUUAGCAUAGCUUACCUGCACAGCAUCUGCCUCCAAUGUUUUUUCUGUAAACCAGACUGAGCUAUCUCAGCGGUAAACAAUUCUGUUCUAGUCCCUCAAAGUUGGUUUCAAGUCAGAUCCUGUAUCCUGUAGCUGUUUUUCUCCACAACACACGAGUCAGCAUGGAUGGAUGUCCGGCACAGCAGUGACACAGAACAAUGAAUGGAUACUUGUCCUUUAAGAAACACUAAUGUAACCCGAAGAAUGAACAACCAGGAAACAUCAGCAGACACCACUGAAACAAACUUUGGGGGUCCUGCUUUGCCCAAAGAAAGGAAGGUGAUCCACUUCUCCAGCGGUGAAACUCUGGUAGUUGAAGACCGCGAGGAGGAAGAGGAGGAGACGUCAAACAAAACUCCCUUUGAAGAACCUAAACAGAAGACUCUAUCGUUCAAGAAUGUGGCCAUUCUAGUUGGGAGGUUUUCACUGCUGGCCUGUGACUUCCUCGGAGAAAGAUUAGCUGGUGCUCUUGGACUCAGUGCAGCCAAAUACCAGUACGCCAUAGAUCGCUAUCAACGUGAUCACAAGACAACAAACAGUCGAGCUCCAGAUGACCUCAAGAUGGGACAGACAGAGACCAUGACACUCUCUCCCAGGUCUGAUGGCAGUCAUUAUGGGGCCACAGGAGAUGUAAGUUGUCCUGCCAAUGCCCAGGAGAGCUCUGAUGAGAAACACAUGGCUGGAAAAGAAGGAUGUCACAACAAGGGCUAUCAAGCGGACGAGGAGCACUUGAAAUGAAUCUCAGAGAAGAAAUGCAAAAGAAUGUGAAGUCCCCGGGAUGGAAUGUUACAACAAUGUGAAGAAUAAAAAGCUAACAAAACAAACUAAAACAUUUUGCUGUGUCUAACUACCAGUGCAAGCUUUUUCCACCGUUCAUUCUUCCCAAUCCUGGCAAAACUGAGGUUCUUGUGUUCACUAAGUAGCUCUGUCAUUACUUCUGCCCCUUUGCCAACAAUAUCAAAUAAUCUACUAAGAUCCUCUGUCUUAUUUUUGACCAAAAAUUAAGAUGAGCUUGAGCUCAUCCAGUCUUAUUAACUUUACUUAAAAAAUAAUGCAAAAAUCAGACCUUUGAUUCCCAGUAAUGUAGAGUCUCUAGUAAACACUUUCAUUUUCUCCCCUCUUGAUUAUUGUAACUCUCUGCAUCUUAUUCCUCCUUAAUCCAUCUUCAAUUGGUCAACAAACCAACAGCUAGACUGCUAACAAGAACUAGCCUGCAUGUGAUUUAAUUUGAUUAAAAAAAAAUGUUAUUAAUAACAUAUGAAGCCCUACGUGGACAGGCUCCUGUGUAGCAGAGCUACUGACCUUAUAAGUGCACCUGACCUCUCUGACCAUCUGACUGCUCCACACUUUUUGGUUGUAGUUCCUAAACUUUGGAACAGCCUUCCUCAGCCUAUCAGGUCAGCUGGAUUUCGGAUUUGUUUUUAUAGGGUGCUGAAAACUCAUUUCUAUAGGUUAGCUUUACCGUAUCUUUUGCCCCAUUAUUUGUGGCCCUUUGUUCUUCUAAUAUGUGUGUGGUUGAUUCUGUUUGCAUGUAUAAAUAUGUCCACAUAUUUCUAAUGUCUUUUUUUUUAUCCAAACUGUGAAGCAAUUUGUAACUGUGUUUGUAAAAAGUGCUUAGCAACUAAAUAAUAUUACUGUUUAUAUAAUUGUCUAAAUAAAGUCAUUUUAAAUUAUAA
This is a messenger RNA of Oreochromis aureus, 2323 nucleotides long. RefSeq names its product protein FAM177A1. NCBI's taxonomy places the organism in Eukaryota, Metazoa, Chordata, Actinopteri, Cichliformes, Cichlidae. The transcript is spliced from 6 exons. The coding region runs from base 810 to 1385 and encodes 191 amino acids. The record is from RefSeq and is a predicted model, not a curated record.